Molecule: messenger RNA, 4021 nt
Organism: Dermochelys coriacea (leatherback sea turtle)
Lineage: Eukaryota; Metazoa; Chordata; Testudines; Dermochelyidae
Gene: SEPTIN12
Product: septin 12
Biological process (GO): cytoskeleton-dependent cytokinesis
Cellular component (GO): septin ring; microtubule cytoskeleton; cell division site
Molecular function (GO): GTP binding; GTPase activity; molecular adaptor activity
Source: RefSeq, a predicted model, not a curated record
UCUCUCUUCCCCUUUGCUCUCCUCCGCUGCCACUCGUCCCAGAGAGCAGAAGCCCUCUGGGUUCUGGAGGGGGCUGGCUGGCUUGGGGGUGGAAGGCAGUUGGGUCAGACUCCCCCCUUUUCCCUUCCCUAAAGUCUCUCCUCUCCCUCUGGCAUGGUGAGGUUCUGCCCAAGCUAGAAGACGUGGAGGGGCAUCCCAGGAGCAGAGCAACAGCUGGAGGCAGAGAGGCACCCACCCACCUGCACUGCUGUCGGGGUGAAGUGAGCCAGGAUGUCCCAGCUGUCCGUCAACGAUCACCUGGAGGGGAUCCUCUCGGACUUCGAAGCGCUGAAGAGGUCGUUUGAUAUGGAGGAUGCUGAAGAGGCUCCAGCUGUUCCGCCUUCCUGCCCGUUCGGCCCCAGCACGCCUGCAGACAGCCUAGCUGCGGGCAAUGGGGAGAGCGGCCAGCUGGCCAGCCUCCCACCUCCCACCUAUCAAUCCCGCAUCAGCCUCAGCUCGAGCCCCAGCCCAGCCCAAAGCCCUGUGCUGAAGACCAGGAUUAGCACCAGCUUCUCCUUCAACAGAGGCACCAUCCAGCUGGCUAGGGCCAAUGGCGCCGUGAGCUCCAGCCUGACCCGCGUCGCCUCUUUCCAAGCCAGGCUCGAUCCCAACGGCUUCUCUUCCUCCUUGGGCCCAGGCAGCGAGAGCCUCCACAGCUCCUCCUCCAGCUUGGAGUGCCCACCACCCUCCAGCACGCCCCAGAGUGCUGCCAGGCAGCCGGAGCCUCGGGGGCUCAAGGCCGCCCCGGUUGCCAGCCCGGCACUGAAGAAAUUCUCUUCUCACAGUAAUGUCUUCCAUUCCGAGGCGGAAGAGCCCGUCCAGCUGGUGUCCAAGGCCGGAGUGAACCAUGGCUCGCUGCCCUCCCUGGACCUGCACAUUGCUGAAGAUCAGGGCUCCCCCAUCCCACUCGCCCCUGCCCUGGCUUUUCACUCUGCUGGAGCCUGGAGCAGCGACAGCCAGAACUGUGCCUUGCUCCGAGGGAAGAGCAGCACACCCAUUAGUAGGGAGCCUUCCUUCUCUUCCUCUUCCUCCUCUUCCUCCUCCUCCCCACUCUCCGAUGCAGCCCAGAGGCCCAGUCUGAGCUCCGCUCCUCCACUCUCCAGGCGGCCACCAAAGCUGCAGAAAUUCCCCAUCAGCCUGGAUGGUUUGAUGGGGAAGCCUCUGGAUGGCUCUGAUCCAGCGCUGAGUGCUGACUCUGCAUCCAGACUGCUGCCAAGGACUCAGCUCCAGCUCAGCCUCAGCACCAGCCCCAGCCUGUCCCGGCAGCCCCCGGGUAGGGCCAAGGAGGAUGCAGUCGCAGCCGCUGUGAGUGGUGUCUCUGCAGUGCCCUCUUCAGGGAAGUGCCCAGGUGCCCAGGUCAAUGAGAGCCCUUGGCCACCGUCUCUGUCUCCAGCUCAAGCUGCUCCUUUCAGGCUCAUGUCUCGGCCACAGAUAAUGCAAGUGACUUCUCAACCCUCCUUUCUUGGGGGCCCAGCAGCACCCAACCCAAGGGAACGUGUUAGAUCCAUGGCGGAAAGAGUCAACUCCUUCUCCAGCUCUGAGGUCUCAGGCCUUGGGGCUCCUGCUCCCAGUUCCUGCCGAAGGGAAGCCCCCUACAUAGGCCCGACAGGUUCUCCCAGGGUCUUUUCUAUGAGCGAGGAGAUGCACAACCGAGAGAAAACAAAGGAAGAGAGUAGCCCGGAGCCAGGGUGUAUCAGCAUGGAGGGGCAGCCCGUCCAGCCAAUGCCCGAGGAGACACCCCGCAAUGCUAACCCAGCCAACGUGGGGCUGGAGCUCUUUGGCUACGUGGGCAUCGAGGCGGUGCUGGAUCAGAUGAGGAUCAAGACCAUGAAAACAGGCUUCGAAUUCAACCUCAUGGUUGUAGGGCAGAGCGGCCUGGGGAAGUCGACAAUGGUGAACACCCUCUUCAAGUCGAAGGUGAGUCGGAAACCUACAGGCCCCGGCUAUGAGGAGCAUGUCCCAAAGACAGUGCAGCUGCAGUCCAUCACCCACGUUAUCGAAGAGAAGGGCGUGAAGAUGAAGCUGACUGUGACAGACACGCCGGGGUUCGGUGACCAGAUCAACAAUGAAAACUGUUGGGACCCCAUCAUCAAGUACAUCAACGAGCAGUACGAGAAGUACCUGAGAGAGGAGAUCCUCAUCAGCCGCAAACAGAAGAUCCCGGACACCAGGGUCCACAGCUGUGUGUACUUCGUGCCACCCACUGGCCACUGGCUGCGUCCCUUGGAUCUGGAGUUCAUGAGGCGGCUGAGUAAGAUUGUCAACAUGGUGCCAGUGAUCGCCAAGGCGGAUACCCUGACCCUGGAGGAACGGGCCGAGUUCAAGCAAAGGAUCCAGAAGGACGUGAAGGCCCCGGCCAGCGUCUAUCCCCAGGAGGAUUUUGAUGACAACCCAGACGACAGGAUAUUGAAUAAUAAAAUUCGCGACAAAAUCCCCUUCGCAGUGGUUGGAGCAGACAAGGAGCAUCAGGUGAACGGGAAGAGGGUCCUGGGCCGCAAGACCAAGUGGGGGAUCAUUGAAGUGGAGAACCCAGCGCACUGCGAAUUCCCCCUGCUCCGAGACCUGCUCAUCCGUUCCCACCUGCAGGAUCUCAAGGACAUCACCCACAAUGUGCAUUAUGAGAGUUACCGCAUGCAGCGGCUCAACGAGAGCAACCGGCUGGCGCUGAGCCCCGUCAACGGGCUGCUGGGGAAGGAUGAGGUGGAGAGCAACCUCUGAGCAGUGAGAGCAGGGCGUCCUCCUCCCAGACAGCGCCCACAGACUGGCUGAGGGGGGAGGAGAUGAGAUCCCCACCCACUGGACAGAGCUCCUCUGUUCUCACUGCCCUGCUCAAGUGCCCUAGUGCUGGGCCAGACACCGACUCAGCCUGCACCAACAUCUUCUGGCCGUGCAACAGCCUUAAGCAAGGAGCAACUCCUGGGGGGCCAUGCCAGGUGCUGCCUCAAGGGCCCCCACUGCUCCCCAUCCGUUCCUCCUGCUUUCCCCACACCCGUCCACCUUGGCGACUUUGCAUGGCGCUCGUAGGUUCCUGGCACACGCACCCCCUGCACCUCUGCUCCCCGACAAGCAUGCCCCAGUUCUGGAGGGAGCCCUGCCCUACCAAAGAGGCACAGUCUGGAGCCAGUGGGCCUGAACCCCUGUGACGCACCCACAGGAAGGUGUGUUGGCACAGGGCCUUUCCCAGCUCAUGCCGUUGCCCCCAGGACUCGGGCAGCCUCAGGACUGCGCUGCUGAGAACAGCCUCCCCUCCUGAUCUUCCCUACAUGGGCUGCUGCCCUGAGCCUCCAGCUCCUUCGGGAGUCCCUGCGCCUGUAUCCCGCAACGAGGGGGUACUGGAGUAGAACACUGCCCCGCAUGCUGUGGGGCAGAGGGAGCCUGGGGUGAGAGAGGCAGAGCUAGUCCUUCCUGCUGUGGGGUAGAGGGAGCCCUGGGGCUCGGGAGGCAGAGCCAGCCCUUUGUGCUGGGGGAUGAGCAAAGCUCUGGGAGAUGGAGGUACCCAGCCAGCCAGCCAGCCAGCCUCUCCUAUGCCCUUAGGGGACAGCCCUGUGGAAUUCCUCUAGGGGCUCUGACCCAUCCUACAGAGGGCUAGAGCCUGUUGCUACCCCACAGGAUUAGGGAAAAGAUGGGAUGGGCUGUGCUAAGGUUUGGGGAAUAGCAGAGGAGGACGGAGGCCCAACCGACUGCCCGUUGGGCAGAGUCACCAGCACUGUGUGUUCAAACUACACGUGGGCUGGGAAAAGUUGGGGGAAGGGGGGUGGGAAGAUGGAUGCAGGCUGCCCCAGCCAGGGGGAGAGGCAUUGGUGGGAGGCCCAGGGCUGGUGCUGAGCUCCAGGCAGCGGGAGGAGCGAGAGGUAUCACUGGGGAAUCCCCCCAGCCCGCAGGGCGGUGCUUGGCCAUUUACUCUCCUCUGUACAGCUGGGGCUGGGGCUCAUUCUCUCGCUGGAGGCUCUGGUCACCCAUUAAAGAUCUCCCUGCAACCUUG